CGAGUCCGGAUGAAAAUCGACCGACAAUCAUCAUUGGUGAUGAGAUUCCCUUUAAGUACGUCGUUGUGCACAAUUCACUGCCACAGGCCAGGGUGGAACUGGUGGAGUUUCUGAUUGCCAAGCCUUUUGUUACUGUCACGGAUCCCGAUAAGAAUACGGUUCCGGCUCAAGUUAGUCCCGUGUGGUCAUGGCAUCGUGGAGGAUUCACAGCGUAUGCUCCGCAAGCGUCCACGACAAAGUACCGAUUGACCUUCAAGGCUACCGUUCCGCCAAUGGGACUCAAAGUCUACACAAUUCACUCCGUCAAUUCAGCUGCAGAAAGCCGUGGUGUAACGUAUGCAAAGAUCACAAUAAUGACUCACUCACCAUUUUCCCUGAGCUUGGGUGAGUAUCCCAAUCAGGUUGAAUUUACAACGCCCAAAGAGGUGUCUCUGCACAUGGCAAAUGGUGCUGGUGUUGCAUUUAGCAAUCAGGGCCUUCUCAAGUCAAUGACCAUUGAUUCCAAUUCCCCAAGUGUGCCAAUUCAUUUGGAAUUUCUGAAGUACGGUGCCAAGAUGGGGCCAGAUCGUAGUGGUGCUUACUUAUUUAUGCCAGAUGGACCGGCUGUACCUCUAUUGCUGGGCAAUCUGACGACACUGGUGAGUCGUGGGGAAUUGGAAUCGAGUGUGUCUACGGGAUUGCCUUUUGUCAUCCAUGAGAAUAUUAUGCGAGAAGAUGGGCUAGAGAUUAGAAAUUUGGUGGAUAUUGGAGAUAUGGACAAUACGGAGAUUGUUAUGAGAUUUAACACGAAAAUCACCAAUGGAGAAUUUUUCUACACGGAUCUCAAUGGAUUCCAGGUGAUCAAACGUCAGAGAUUUAGUAAGAUUCCUCUUCAGGCAAAUUACUAUCCAGUGCCGAGUUCGAUGUUCAUUGAGGAUGAGACAUUUAGGCUGACACUUCUGACGGCUCAGUCAUUGGGCGGAUCAUCGCUGAAGUCGGGUCAGAUGGAGAUAAUGCAGGAUCGGAGAUUAAAGCAGGAUGAUAAUCGGGGUUUGGGUCAGGGUGUUCUGGACAAUCGACCGAUAAUGCAUAUCUUUAAGUUGGUGCUGGAACUGAGGGAGCCAUGUGUUAAUCUCGAUCAGCAGCAUCCUUCGGGAUUCCUAACCACAAAUACUCACUGGCAAUUGAUGGCACUCACGUAUCCCAUGGACAAAUUGGUUUUCCAUGAGAAUGAAUGGGUGGGAAUGGUACCGACUUUUGGGGAGAAUCAUGAGGCCACGGAGAAGGGUAUUGAAGUGGCAAUUUUGAGGGAUUUACCGCAUUUGCCGAUGCCCAAGUCGAUACCCGGACGAAAUUCCCUGGGGAUUGUACUGAGGCGAAUUCGGGUGGAAAAGUGCAGUACUGAUCCGAAUUUAGAGGGUACAGUGAAUAUUCGGCGACUUCUGAGUCUCGAUGAUGGCAAAGAUAUCUACUCGGCACCCUUCAGUCUGCUCAAAAGGGAAGCUGUUGUGCCGUCGGAUGAAGUUGUCUUGUGUCCGAUGGAGGUGAAAGCUUUUAUCAUUGGCAGAUAAAAUCGCCGGAAAACCAGCGGAAAAAUGUGAAUAAUUGAUAAGAUUAGCACUCUUUUGUGUUUGUGAUUUUACAAGUAAUAUUUGUAAGGUUUAUGUUUAAAUGUACAAUUCCACCAACUUA
Messenger RNA from Phlebotomus papatasi, 1671 nucleotides. Its product is annotated as alpha-mannosidase 2-like. NCBI's taxonomy places the organism in Eukaryota, Metazoa, Arthropoda, Insecta, Diptera, Psychodidae. Gene Ontology annotation, biological process: N-glycan processing; protein deglycosylation; mannose metabolic process. Bases 273 to 1550 code for a protein of 425 amino acids. Gene Ontology annotation, cellular component: Golgi membrane. The record is from RefSeq and is a predicted model, not a curated record. Gene Ontology annotation, molecular function: carbohydrate binding; alpha-mannosidase activity. The transcript has 2 exons.